Molecule: messenger RNA, 1953 nt
Organism: Anoplopoma fimbria (sablefish)
Lineage: Eukaryota; Metazoa; Chordata; Actinopteri; Perciformes; Anoplopomatidae
Product: globoside alpha-1,3-N-acetylgalactosaminyltransferase 1-like
Biological process (GO): carbohydrate metabolic process
Cellular component (GO): Golgi apparatus; vesicle; membrane
Molecular function (GO): hexosyltransferase activity
Source: RefSeq, a predicted model, not a curated record
GAUUAAGGACUCUGUCUGUGGAUCAGGUCUGGAUUAAGGACUCUGUCUGUGGAUCAGGUCUGAGCUGGUGUGACUGAGACUACGAUGAAACACCUGAACAACGGAAGAGCUUUGACUCUGGUGCUGGUGGCUGUGCUGCUGGGAGUGCUGUGCUACUACAUCACUCCGUCCUUCAGAGGCAUUAAGCUCUUCAAGGAGAACGACAUCAGACAAGAGAACAGACUGGAUGCUGAUGUCAUCCAUGUGAGUCGUGAGUUCCACCUGGUGGCUCCUGAUCAUCUGCAGUACAAACAGCCGAGCAUCGUACACGGUAGUCGUACCGAUGUGGUGACGGUGACGCCCUGGCUGGCUCCUGUGGUCUGGGAGGGAACCUUUAACCCGGUUCUACUCGACAGCAUCUACAAUAAAAAGAACGUCAGCAUCACAGCCACCGUGUUCGCUGUUGGAAAGUACAUCAUGUUCCUGAAAAACUUCCUGGAGACAGCAGAGCAGCACUUCUUCAUUGGUUUCAAGGUGCACAUUUGUGUGUUCACCGACCGGCCAGAUGAGGUGCCCCAAGUCAGAAUGGCCACCGGCAGACAGCUGACGGUGCGUUCGGUGCCGAGCUCCAAGCGUUGGCAGGAGAUCUCCGCUCGAAGGAUGGAGCUCAUCCAGUCACUGAUCGAGGAGCAGCUUCCCAACGACAGCGGCUACAUCUUCUGUCUGGACGUCGACUCUAAGUUCCACGGCCGAUGGGCGGAGUCACUGGGCGGACUGGUUGCCGUGAUACAUCCAGGUUACUAUAGAGACGACCGCAGCAAGUUCCCCUACGAGCGGAGUCCCGAGUCCAGAGCCUACGUGGCUCCUGGUGAAGGAGACUUCUACUACUGUGGGGGGGCGUUUGGAGGUCUUCUGCAGGAAGUACAUCAGCUCGCCAAAACCUGCAGAUCCAACUUUGAGUCUGAUGCCAAAGAGGGCAUCGAGGCUGCCUGGCAGGAGGAGAGUCACCUGAACAGGUACAUGUGGAUCAACAAGCCCAGUAAGGUGCUGUCACCUGAGUACCUUUGGCAGGACUUCAAACCCAAAAACCCAGAAGUUCACAUCAUCAGGUUCUCUGGAGUUAUCAAGAACUACGCUGAGAUCCGACCCAACGCCUGAGAGUCCGGGCCGGACCGGACUAGACUAGACUGAACUGGACUGAACUACCUCUGCACACCUUAAACUCGCCGGUUUUGACGGUACGCCACCCUGAUGUUACAGGGUGGCGUACCGAUCCGUCCCCUUCAGACUCAGGGCAUCACCUCUACGGAGCAAACUGUUGCUCUACUCGCUUAAACUAUCAAAGGAGGUUUAAAUAUGUUUUUUAGCUUAAAAUCUUUUUUAAUUUCAUUUAUUUUCUUAAAACUUAUGCACAUUAACUCUAAAACCCUGGUAACUACACUCAGCACUGUGCCUGAACACACCGUGUGUGACACUGAGCGUAACUGAAGCUGUUUCCGCUAGUUAUGCUAAUAGUACCUGGCAGAACCCUCUACAGAACCUGGGAGCUGUGUGACAGCUCAUCCAUCUAUCAGGGUUUCUGCGGAUCAUUUAAAUUUUAUAUUGAAUGCAGGAAAUUAAAAAUUUUAGGCCUGAAAAGGUAGACAUUUUAUAGAAAUAAAAUGAAUGUUUGCUGGAAUUUAUUUAUUUAUGGCUUGGUGGGAGAACGGAACCACAAACAAUAUAAACACAGCCAGAAUCUACACAACCACGUCCCAGUGUCUGGGUCCAGGUCUACACCGGGACCAGAAUACUCAUACAGAGCCAACCAUGAUACGGGUCAGCUGAUCCAGACUCUUAGAGCAGGUUUACUAACAUAGUCAUAAUACGGGGUAUUUAUAUUUGAGCUGUACUUGUUAACCCGUCGUACCUGGUACCGGUCCAUCCCUGUUACCAGUCCACCCCUAGUACCGGUCCAUCCCUAGUACCGGUCCA